Molecule: messenger RNA, 1596 nt
Organism: Pogona vitticeps (central bearded dragon)
Lineage: Eukaryota; Metazoa; Chordata; Lepidosauria; Squamata; Agamidae
Gene: AVEN
Product: apoptosis and caspase activation inhibitor
Biological process (GO): negative regulation of G2/M transition of mitotic cell cycle
Source: RefSeq, a predicted model, not a curated record
GGAAGCCCGUUCUGAUCGGGGGAGAGGCUCAUCCCCCCCUCUUGACCGCUGGGACCACGAGCCGCCUUGCAGAGGCUACGUUUUCAGGCCCGUCUCUUUCGGGUUCCGCUUCCCUUGCAGGCAGCGGCGGGCCAUCUGUUAGCGGCGCGCCUGUGAGCCUCUCGCUGGUUUUCAGGCCCGACUGAGCCUGGGCCGGCCUCCCAUUCGUACACUCUGAGGCGACGCCGGAGCAGCCCAGUUUUGUGAGGAGGCGGAGACCCGCGGGCCCUGGCCAGCGAGAGCAAGCGAAGCAAACGUGGCUUCCAUGCAGCCUGAGCGCGGCGACCGGCCCCGAAGGGGAGGCGGCCGGCAGACUCGGAGGCGGCCGGGCGGUAGGGAAAGGCAGGCUGAAGGCGCCGGAGGCCGCGCCGAAGACGGCCCCAACCGAGGAGGGAGGAGCCGGGGAAGAAGCGGAGGAGGGGGACGAGGCGGGGGCCAGGGCCGGCGCGACACCCGCGGCAGAGGGGUGGCCGCCUCCCCCUCCGCUCCUCAGUGUUACGAGUCGGCUGCUGUUGAUCUUGAAUUACAAGAAGAGGGGAGAGAAGACCAGGGAAGUUAUUCACGAAGAAAAGUCGUUUCCAACUGGCACCGCUAUGAAGAUAGUGAGAAAGAAAUACAAAAUGACAGCGUUGAAUCUCAGCGUGGGACUGACUUCAGUGUUCUGCUUAGCUCAGCAGGAGAUUCCUUCACACAGUUCAGAUUCAGUGAAGAAAAAGAGUGGAGUGUAGAAAACCUUUGCCCAAAGCAGUUUUCUGGAUUGUAUGUUGACUGUCAGUCUUUGGUCCAGGCACUUGAUAACCUGCCACUGCAUCUCAGACUGAACGUGGAUGCUGAACUAGUGCAGAAUACCGUGCCUGUCACACUCCCCCAGAGUAAGCUGAAGAGUAAUGAUGUUCCCAUGAGAAGUGGAGGCAUAGUGCAGCCGUCCAUGGGGCAAAGUAAAGUUGCACCAAGCUCUUACCCUGCUGCAGGCUCUGCUGCCCCUUUCAUUUUGCCAAAGAAAGAUGGAUGUGAUACUUCUUCAGAGGCCCACCAGAAAAGCCCUUCAGUUGAACGCCAAGAAACAGAUCAUUUGGAUGAAGAUCUUGAUCUACUUCUGAAGUUAGAUGCCCCUGCUAAUCCUGAAAACAAUUUUGCAUUAUCCCUUGACACAUUAUCAGAUGAUUGGAGAACCCCACAUGAAGAAAAAGACCAUUUACAACUGGACGGAAUGCAAGAUCUCUGCUCAACAACUCAGGAAGUUACCUCUAAAAAUAUUACAGAGGAAGAACUUGAAGACUGGUUAGACAGCAUGAUUUCCUAAGGCCCUCAUUUUGGUACUUGUUCAAGUAACUAGCCAGGUAUAAAAUACCUGUUUGCAAGCAUUUAAUUAAAUAGCUGCUUCAUCUUUGAUUUUUAAUUAUGUCACCUGUCUAACUUUAUUUGUAUUGACAAGAUGAAACAAUAAAUCUGGACACAUUCCAGGAGAGACAAGUAUUAUCCACAGAGAAUGCUGUACAUCAGGAUGUAUAAUGAAGUAUAAUUACAUUCUCUUCAGAUUCUUGCAGAAAAAAAGUU